Cornus florida is the source of this 1191-nucleotide messenger RNA. RefSeq lists its product as uncharacterized. The record is from RefSeq and is a predicted model, not a curated record. The transcript is spliced from 4 exons. Bases 255 to 839 code for a protein of 194 amino acids. NCBI's taxonomy places the organism in Eukaryota, Viridiplantae, Streptophyta, Magnoliopsida, Cornales, Cornaceae.
GUCUCUAUAUGUAUAUAGCAAUGCGAUAGUCAUUCAUCGUACGUUCGCAGUUUCCUUUCUUUUCGCAGCGAUUAACCGGCGGCGAAAAUUCCAUCGUUGUUUGGACAACAACAGCUUAGAUUCAGAUGAUAAUUGAUCCUCUGAUCUCCGUCAUUCAAAACCCUAAAAUCAUUCGAAAGAAAAGCUCAUCUUCUCACAGAACAAACCUGUAAAAUUUCAUUCACCAUACAAUCGUGAUUGCAGGUGAUUCGCAAAUGGAAUCAUCUUCUUCUUCCUCAGUCAUAUCACCCGAAGAUGUUCUCGAGACACUGAUGAACGACGGUACCAUCGACGCUCUCAGAUUGAAGAUCAUCACUCAGCUCAAAGCCAAUGAGGAGCUAAAGAGUACCACUAUUAAAAUGGUGGAACAGAGUAAGGUUCUUAACACUCCUGGGGCAGAGAAACAGACCAAAAGAGAACUGUUUGAUGCACUUCGGCAAGAGCUUGAAACUUCAGUGCUUGAAAAAGCCUCUAAAUCAGUUUGGGAGUUGAUCUUGGACAAUCAAGGCCUGGGGAAGGAAAUAAGUGAAACUGUUGAGAGUGUAUUUUGUCGAUUAAGUGGCCGUGAACCUCCAUUAUUGCCUUCAAAUGAUGUAACCCCAUCAGAGAAAGCGAAUGGGGAAGAGAAAGAGAGUGACGGAGGCAAAGGAAAAGAAAAGGAAAGUGGAAAUGAGGAGAAUUCAGACUCUGCGUCAAAGAAACGAAAAUACGAUGAGAUGAGUACGGAAGAGGGAGCGGAUGAAGUUACAAACAGAUCUGGCCAUCCUCCAGCUGUUCUGGAUGACUCUAUAAUGCCUUAGCCAAGUGCAUUGAAUGUUGAAGAAUUGAUUUGAGGCGGGUAAACUAUCAGAAAAUGAGUCAAAAUGUUGCUUUUGCUGGUGUAAUAUCUAUCUAUAUAUUAUGGUGUAAUCAGGGAAAUGCAAAUUUUCAAGUGAUCAAUCCAAUGUGAGUGUUUCCUUUCAGAGUUUAAUCUUUAUCGAACCGCGAUCUCACCAUUGCAGAAGAUGCAGAAUGUGCGACGUCCGCGGAUGGGGGUUAUCUACUUGCAGUAACCCUUGAAAAUUUUGCCGGAUCUAGUUGUAUCGUUGUAAUGGUUGUGAGAUUAACUUCAACAUAUAUUAGAUACUAAUUUAAGAUUCAACCUUGAUUUAA